UAAAGUGAUAAAAAUAGCCGUACCGUUGCAAGCUGGAACAUGUAGUGAUACUACAGUAUUUGUUCGAUCGCCGGACAGUAUUUAUUCAGAGCGGUAGGCGUAGCUGACCAACGAAGAAGAUAUUAUAAACAACAGUGCACGAUAUUGGUGAAUAAAUCAGAAUGCCGGGUACAAAGCGUAAAGCCUCGUUUGCAUUUCCGUAUGAGCGCCCAAGCAAGAUUACCAAGAGGACUAGCAGUACAACAGUUUCCAGGACAUUAAGUACAAUCACCAAAAAGACUUCUGUUGUUAAACCACCAUUAAAAAUGCCAAAGUUUCCAUCGCUACGAGCAAGCAAAAUGGAUAAUAUUACUGAGGAGUCUGCAUCCGCUCCCCUGUCAGACGAUGGCGGGUCACCAACUCCACCAGCUCUACGUCGUGCCUCAACAUUGACAUUAGAUGACGACAGUACAAGAGAUUCAGCUAAAACUGCAUUAACUAAACGAAAGUCGUCGGCAUCUAAACCUGCAUCCCUUUCUAAGAAAUCAAGCAGUUUUGUAGAAGAGGGUGCUCUUGUAACAAAGUUAUCAGGGCUUCGCUCUGGUUCUAUCGUUGGAGAAACAUCUUUAGCUGCCUCAACGUCCAUGACUAAAAUGCCCAGUGUAUCUAAGUCAUUGUCUCGAAAAUCAUCAAGUGUUAAAUCUACUGAUAGCUCAUCUAGAAUACCAUCACUGCCAAGCGGUUUAACCAAACUUGCACUACCAAAAAGUGGUUCUAAAAGCGGAAGUCUUCAUAUUUCUAAAUCGACCCUGGUAUCAGAUAUUGACGAGACUGAAAUGAGUUCAGCCCUGGAUAGUUUAAAAACUCACCUUUCUAAAGAAGGGUCGACGAAAGGCUCCAUGUCAAAGUCUGCAUCCGUACGGUCAACAUUCUCAGUAAAGAAAACCACUGAAUCAGAUAAAGGAGAAGAUAUGGACACUACAACGGCUGGUCCUUCUUCAGAUGGGUUAAUGGAGGUUGCAAUCUCGUUUGAUACAACUGGUUCUAUGUACGGCUGUCUGGAGGAAGUUAGAGCUAAAGUGCAAGAUCUUGUUCAACGUUUGCAGACAGACAUCCCAGGGAUUCGUGUUGCCGUUAUUGCACAUGGUGAUUACUGUGAUGAAUCUAACUAUGUCAUUAAGUGGAUAGACUUUGGCGCAACUUUGCCAGAAAUAUGCGACUUUGUGAAAAACGUUGGUCGUACUGGAGGAGGAGAUGGUCCGGAAUGCUAUGAGCUUGUGCUACAAAGAUCACGUGAGGUACUGUCGUGGACAGAUGGUAGCAAACGCAUACUAGUUAUGAUCAGUGAUGACGUUCCGCAUGAGCCUGGGUACACUUAUGGUGGUAAAACGUAUUAUAUCAACUGGAGGGAUGAAUGUGCAGCUCUCAAAGAAAUGGGUGUGAAGGUAUAUGGAGUUCAAGCAGGAUAUGGAGGCACAGCAGCAACACACUUCAACGAUGAGAUGGCUAGGAUUACCGGAGGAAAGCGAUUGAGUUUAAAGAACUUCAGUUGCAUAUUUGACGUGCUGAUGAUGAUAUGUUACCGUGAAGGAAAUCCGGAAAUGCUUGCGAUUUACGAACAGGAAAUUAUAGACAGAGGAGAACGGAUGGCAGAGGAUAUUACCUCACUUAAGAAAACAUUCGAUAUGGCUUCUACAGUGACGUCAGCUGUAACUCAUACAACGAAACGUGUUGGUAAAAUAGGGGCUGCUAAAGUAAAACGUGCAGCUAAAAAGUUAAAACCAAAAGCUGAUAAGAUAAAAGUGGCAAGUACGGCUUUGAAGAAAAACAAGACGAAGAUCGGGAAGAAGACAGGACCAAAGAAACAAAUAAAGGGAACACACAAAACUGUGACUGUUAAAAAGAGGGAAAAUCUCCCGGACUCCUGUAUGAAUAAAGACGCGUUGAAAAACUUAACUUGGACAAAAUGGAUUUGUGGAGUAGAACCAAAAAUGCCAACUAACAAACAAAAAUCUAAAUUUGAGAAACUACGCACUAAUCAAGGAUAUGGACCAAAAUCAAUAUUUGAUGGCAAUUACAAGCUUCCUGCUAUUUAUGAAUUUGCAGUGCAGAUUCCUGGUUCCCGAAAGAAGUAUGUUGUUUACUUCCGUAUGUCAAAAGGAGGAUUUAGACGCAGUGGACUUUGGGCUACAAACUUAUUACGUCAUAAGAAAGUGCGACAAGAGGUUAACAGUGUAUUAAAUCAGGGAUGUUCCAUAUACAUUAGAAGGGGAGUACCGAAAGCAAAAGCAACUGGCAAGAAAAGAAGUCAGAUGCAGUCGGCAAAUGAUUAUAUCAGAGAUAAUUUUGAUUAUGCAUGGAAGAAAUAUAUAUGGAGGCGGAGUGAAGAUGCAGUGUCAAAAUUUGGACUUAAACAUAGACUUAUAAAAUUGACAAGAAAGGGAAACACCUUUACCAUAUCUGAUAAUAAAACGUAAGCAUAUGUGACUUCAUUAAUGCCUGUAGUGUGAACAUUUCAUUUGUUUCCACAUGCAUGUAUAGUGUUUUGUCAAAAUAGACGGCUAGUAGUUUUAAAUAGUAAUGUUUUACAUACAUUAUUUGCAAGGAUAUUGGAUGAAGACAUUAACUUGAUUUGUAUAAUGUAUUUUGUUGUUGUUUUUUCCGUUUUUCGUUUAUUUUGUAUUGUUGUGACUUAUUCCGUCUGUGAUAUUUCAUCUUAAGAUUUAAGAUAUAUCUUAAUAUUAAAACUGUAAAUUUUACCAAAGCACUUACUGAAACAAAGUUUUAUUUUG
Mercenaria mercenaria is the source of this 2771-nucleotide messenger RNA. RefSeq lists its product as uncharacterized. The transcript is spliced from 7 exons. The coding region runs from base 162 to 2456 and encodes 764 amino acids. NCBI's taxonomy places the organism in Eukaryota, Metazoa, Mollusca, Bivalvia, Venerida, Veneridae. The record is from RefSeq and is a predicted model, not a curated record.